AAAAAAAAUAUUUAAUGUAAAACCCUAAAAUAAAACAUCUGCAGACCUUUUGAUUAGGGUUUCUUCAACUCUUACACACCUGCCAAUUGAAGUUAAUCCAUGGCAACAGUUAGAAUGAUAGAUAUUGCUGUUAAUUUCACAGAUAGCAUGUUCAAGGGUGUGUAUAAUGGUAAGCAAUGCCAUUUACCUGAUAUUGCAGCUGUUUUAACUAGGGCUUGGACCGCAGGCGUUGAUCGAAUUAUCGUCACAGGUGGAUCACUUGAGGAGUCCAAGGAAGCUUUAGCUAUUGCAGAAACUGAUGCAAGACUAUUUUGUACGGUUGGAGUGCACCCAACACGAUGCAAUGAGUUCGAUGAGAGUGGGGAUCCAGAAAAGCAUUUUCAGGAACUCUUGUCACUGGCUAGAGAGGGAGUUGAAAAAGGGAAGGUAGUGGCCAUUGGUGAAUGUGGAUUGGAUUAUGACAGAACUCACUUUUGUUCACCGGAGAUUCAAAAGAAAUACUUUGAAAAGCAGUUUGAAUUAGCACAUAUCAUGAAGCUUCCAAUGUUUCUUCAUAUGCGAGCAGCUGCUGGGGAUUUCUGUGACAUUCUUGAGCAAAACAAGCACAGGUUCUGUGGUGGAGUUGCACACUCAUUUACUGGCACACCUGAAGACCGUGACAAGCUUCUCGCAUUUAGUAAUCUCUUUAUAGGGAUUAAUGGUUGCUCUUUGAAAACUUCUGAAAAUCUUGAUGCUCUUAAAGGUAUCCCAGUCGAUAGAAUGAUGAUUGAGACAGAUUCUCCCUACUGUGAGAUCAAAAACACGCAUGCUGGGAAGAACUUUAUAAAGUCCACUUGGCCUUCUAAGAAGAAAGAGAAGUAUGACCAGGAUUCUGUAGUCAAAGGUCGAAAUGAACCUUGUUUAGUUCGGCAAGUACUUGAGGUUGUUGGCGGUUGUAAAGGCAUUGAUGAUAUAAACCAACUCAGCAAAACCCUGUACCACAACACAUGCAGGGUUUUUUUUCCUCAUGACUUGGAUGCUGCAGCAGAUGCUAUUCUUUCUGGUGUUCAGACUUCCAAGUAAUAAGUUCUUUGUUGUUUGCCAAGUUUUUUGAUACAAGAUGUACUCUUUUUCCUUGACAAAAACCCACAAGCUGUAUUAUGUAGGAGUUGCAAGCUUGCAAUUAAAAGAUUAUAUGUGCAAUUAUGUGGGUUUCAAAAUCUUGUUUUUUUUACUUAUCCCAUUUGACCUUUUA
Erigeron canadensis is the source of this 1234-nucleotide messenger RNA. Its product is annotated as putative deoxyribonuclease TATDN1. The transcript has 12 exons. The record is from RefSeq and is a predicted model, not a curated record. Gene Ontology annotation, cellular component: cytosol. Gene Ontology annotation, molecular function: 3'-5'-DNA exonuclease activity. NCBI's taxonomy places the organism in Eukaryota, Viridiplantae, Streptophyta, Magnoliopsida, Asterales, Asteraceae. Bases 100 to 1062 code for a protein of 320 amino acids.